This is a messenger RNA of Lathyrus sativus (Indian pea), 339 nucleotides long. The record is from the annotation of a GenBank genome assembly. NCBI's taxonomy places the organism in Eukaryota, Viridiplantae, Streptophyta, Magnoliopsida, Fabales, Fabaceae.
AUGGAGAAACACAAGGGAGAUGAAUUGAAAGAAAAGCAUAAUACACGCAUAAAUACACAAAAUAGCUCACAUACAGAAAGUGGCGGCAUCAUGAAUACGCACAGUUUCAGUGGCAUAGCAAUAAAGAGUUCACCACGGAUUGAAAAGAAGAGCAAAACAAUACACAUCAACAAUAGCAAUAGCAAGAGAAUUGGUACCUCAAUUCGGCUUCAGAUUCAAUACCAAAGUGGACUCGCAGAAGUGGGGAAGGAAAUCCCUUCAAAGUUGUCAACAUCGAAACCGCCGCGUCAAAGGCAUUCUGAGGUAUGCGAUUUCUGCUUAAUUAGCAAUAUGUUGUAG